Messenger RNA from Pomacea canaliculata, 1920 nucleotides. Its product is annotated as NADH-ubiquinone oxidoreductase 49 kDa subunit-like. The coding region runs from base 57 to 1448 and encodes 463 amino acids. The transcript is spliced from 13 exons. Gene Ontology annotation, molecular function: quinone binding; NADH dehydrogenase (ubiquinone) activity; NAD binding. Gene Ontology annotation, biological process: mitochondrial electron transport, NADH to ubiquinone. Lineage: Eukaryota; Metazoa; Mollusca; Gastropoda; Architaenioglossa; Ampullariidae. The record is from RefSeq and is a predicted model, not a curated record.
UCGUCUGCUACAAAACCAAGGGGCACUACUCUCAUGCCGAGUUCUUCAAGCCCAAUAUGGCGGCUGCAGGCUUACUUGUGCGGAAGGUCGCACCGUCAAUUUUACAGAGAACAGUUAUAAAUAAUGCGGUUCCUCUCUCUUUCGUAAGAGGUGCAGGCAAAGUCUGGAGACCAGAUAAGGAAUAUUAUGAUCAAUUCAAAUUCCCAGUUCUAUAUCCAGAUGAGUCACUCGCUGAUUGGAAACUUCCGCCUUUCAAUGAGAAGGCUGUGGUGAGAGAAAAGAUAGUUGAGAAUGUUACUCUCAACUUUGGUCCUCAACAUCCAGCUGCCCAUGGAGUUUUGCGUCUAGUGCUGACCUUAGAUGGUGAGACUGUAGAACGGGCUGAUCCUCACAUCGGCCUUCUACAUCGAGGAACAGAGAAAUUGAUUGAGCAUAAAACGUACACUCAAUCUUUACCUUACUUUGAUCGCCUUGACUACGUUUCCAUGAUGUGCAACGAACAGUGCUUCUCCCUUGCGGUUGAGAAGCUCCUUAACAUUGAGAUUCCUGAGAGAGCAAAGUGGAUACGCACUAUGUUUGGUGAGAUCACUCGUAUUAAAAACCACAUCAUGGCUGUUGGCUGCCAUGCACUUGACGUCGGAGCAAUGACUCCUUUCUUUUGGCUGUUUGAAGAGCGAGAGAAGCUGAUGGAGUACUAUGAAAGAGUGUCAGGAGCACGUCUGCAUGCAGCAUAUGUCAGGCCUGGUGGUGUGGCCUUGGAUUUGCCAAUUGGACUGAUGGAUGACAUCUAUGAAUUCGUUGGAAAGUUUGGUCAGCGUCUUGAUGAAGUAGAUGACCUUCUAACUGAGAAUCGUAUCUGGAAGGCUCGAACAAUUGACAUUGGAGUCAUCUCAGCUGAAGAUGCCCUCAACUAUGGAUUCAGUGGUGUGAUGUUGAGGGGAUCAGGCAUCAAGUGGGACAUCCGCAAGGCCCACCCAUAUGAUGCAUAUGAUAAAGUUGAAUUUGAUGUACCCAUCGGACGCAAUGGAGACUGUUAUGACAGAUACCUGAUUCGCAUGGAGGAGAUGCGUCAGUCUCUGCGUAUCAUUCACGAGUGUCUUAAUAAGAUGCCUCCAGGAGAGGUCAAGGUGGAUGACAACAAGAUAACACCACCAUCUCGUCGUGAAAUGAAGAACUCAAUGGAAGCACUCAUUCAUCACUUCAAGCUUUUCACCGAAGGUUAUCAAGUGCCUCCUGGUGCCACCUACACAGCUGUUGAAGCUCCAAAGGGAGAAUUUGGGGUGUACUUGGUGUCUGAUGGUACCAACAAACCAUACCGCUGCAAAAUCAAAGCACCUGGAUUUGCCCAUCUAGCAGGCCUAGACAAAGUGUCCAAAAAACACAUGCUGGCUGAUGUUGUUGCUAUUAUUGGAACAUUGGACAUUGUGUUUGGAGAAGUUGAUCGAUAAAGAAAGAGGUUGCUAGCAUUUAAUUUAACCUCAAUUCACAUUGGACUUUUCUUAGAGAUAUCUGAUAGAACAGUCUGCAUGAUGAAAUCAUGCAGACAGCCACCCCAUUAUCUGGAGUCUUUUAUACUCUGUGUGACCUUACCAGUAAAUGUUUGAUGAGCAAACUCAAUAGUUCGUGGACACCAGGACACCAUUAAGACAAAUAAUACAUUUAUCAAUUUGCUUUUGAGAAGCCUCCUUUUAGACCAAGCAGUUUUGGGUUUCUAUUUUUUUUUUUUGGAAGAGAAAGAUUGAGAAACAUAAUGAACACUUUCAGUUGUGCUACUGGACUAACUGUAAAUAUUCUGUGAUGCACCUGUUAGAUUUAACCAGUCAGGUAAAAAAUAUUACAUUCUUGGUACUGUUGAGCUGGUUAUUGCUUUGUAUGAUGUGACCAAGAUAUGUUCAUUGAAUUAAAAUGUUUUGAAAAGAA